AUGCAGCGGAACCAGACCGGACUUCUGUUGGUGUUCGAGACUGUCAAACAGGAGGACGUGGGAGGGUACUUUUGCACUGCAACCGGCAUGGACGGACGUGGUCAUUCCAUUAGCAUCACUCUGACCGUGACCAAAAUAUUGGAAUUCGACACGCCCGUCGAACAGAUCACUAACGAGUACACCGACUACUUCAUAAGUUGCAGGGUGAAAGGCACCACGAGCCCCACAUUUAUGUGGUCGUACAACGGGCAGACGUUAAAAGAAAAAACGACAAGUGGAAAGUAUUCGGUCACCGAAGGCGGGCUGAUUGUGCGGAACGUGACACACCUGGAUUCGGGUAAAUACACUUGCAGAGCUUUCGAGACGACUAACAAGUCAAGUGUUUCCGGAAGUACUGUAAUCGAAUUAAAAGUCAGACACAAACCGGUAUUUUUGAACUUCAUGGAAGGCGAUCCCGUUGACCUGUACGUCUUCCAAUCCGACUCGGUUAAUUUAUCGUGUCAGAAUUCAGCCGAACCGGCGGCAAACAUGACGUGGAGUUUCAACGGAAAAUUCUUCAUCAACCCGGCCGACAACUACGUCGUGACGUUCAACAGACCGGAAAAGUUGGGAUCGUACACGUGCACGGCCUCGAAUAAUUUGGGCAAAAUCACCAGACGGUUCAACCUGAUCGAAGGGUUCAAGCCGAAAACGCCCAAAGGUCUGUCGGCGGCGCGUGUCGGCGACAACUACAUCGAACUGCAAGUGGAUCCCAACGACAAAGGGGACGAGUUGAUUGGCUACAGAGUCGAGUACGUGACGAGAGUCGUGGAACCCAGCGGAAAUACUUUCGAAAGUUUCGACAUGAUGAACUUCAAUACUACCGAAGGUCCUUUUGCACUAGUCAACCUCAAGCCGAACACCGAAUACAUAACGAAAAUCCUGGCAAGGAACCGAGCCGGUAACAGCGAAUACACCGAACCGAUAGUGGUGAGGACUUCGCCUGAGAUCGUCAACAGCGGCGCAGUGGCGUCCCUCUCCGGCGGGUUCCCCCUCGGACAGCUCCUGACCGUCAUCGCUGGCGCCGGCGCCUUGUUCGCGGCCAGACUAUAA
Messenger RNA from Macrosiphum euphorbiae (potato aphid), 1092 nucleotides. The record is from the annotation of a GenBank genome assembly. NCBI's taxonomy places the organism in Eukaryota, Metazoa, Arthropoda, Insecta, Hemiptera, Aphididae.